AUGGCCAGCUCACCGCCUUCUUCGCCCUCUCCGGCACGCCCAAUGAGCGGAGUCUUCCAGGCAGCCCGGAGCCAGAGCCGGAUGAGUUACAGCAGCAAACAGGGUGGAGGCAGCAGAAAUUCAGACGAGGAUGGGAGACCAGCCGUCUCGGUCAAAGUCGCUGUACGAAUCCGUCCACCGCUGCGACCGAAUGAUCCAGGCUUCGAACUCAUCCCUCAGCGCUUCCAGAGAUCCAUGGUUCACGACACCUCACCGAGCAGCCUAGCCAUCGAGUCACCACAUGGGCAAAAACUCUUCCUGUUCGAUAGGGUAUUCGGAGAGGAUGUCUAUCAAGAGGGCGUUUGGCAAUACGUGAAUGAAAGCGUCGAGGCCUUCGUGCAGGGUUACAACGUGUCUGUCCUUGCCUACGGACAGUCCGGUUCCGGAAAGUCUUACACGAUGGGGACAUCUGGCCCUGCUGAGCAGAGUGAUCCUCGACUCAUGGGUGUGAUUCCCCGAGCCGCCAGCGCGCUGUUCGAAAAGCUUGCAGGGCCACCGACACUGCGAAGAAGCGGAUCUUCUGGUCUUCGCACACCUACCCGCUAUUCAAUGCACUCGACCGUGGGGCUGGCAGCAAUGGCAAAGGCUCAGGCACAGGCAAGCGAAGACAAGAACUGGCAGAUGAAAGCUACAUAUGUUGAGAUAUACAACGAGCAACUGCGAGACCUGCUAGUACCAGAAUCCGUACCUCUGGCCGAACGGACGACUGUGGCGAUCCGGGAGGACGUAAAAGGUCGCAUUCUCCUGACCGGGCUCCGUCAGGUCAACAUAAAGUCCAUCGAAGAUCUCCUGGCAGCUCUAAAUCUGGGAUCUUCGAUUCGGCAGACGGACUCGACCGCUCUCAACGCCAAAUCAUCUCGCUCCCAUGCAGUGUUUAGCAUUAAUCUUGUUCAGCGAAAGAACAAGGCGCACACCCCCAAAAAAGACAAGAGGCUCUCCAUGCCAAUAGAAGCCAUGACAGGGGCGGAAGAUUGGGUUACGAUUGACAGCAAGCUACAUUUCGUCGAUCUGGCCGGGAGUGAAAGAUUGAAGAACACCGGUGCUUCAGGAGACCGUGCAAGAGAAGGGAUUUCCAUUAACGCAGGUCUUGCAAGUUUGGGAAAAGUGAUUUCUCAGCUUUCAACCCGACACUCUGGCACCCAUAUAUCAUACCGCGACUCCAAGCUUACCCGAGUACUGCAGGAUUCUCUUGGUGGUAACGCAAUUACAUACUUGAUCGCCUGCGUGACACCAGCGGAAUUCCACUUGAGCGAAACCUUAAACACCGUGCACUACGCACAACGGGCCAGGAACAUCCAAAGCAAACCCCAGAUUCAGCAAACCUCGGACGAGAGCGAAAAACAAGCUGUCAUUGACCGUCUCAGAGCAGAGGUCUCAUUCCUUCGUGAUCAAAUCAGUCAUUCUGACCGUCGGAUGAGUGCGCCUCAUGAGCGAGCCGAGCGGCAGAAUGAGAGGGAGUUAGAUCUCGAGAACCAUCUUCUCGACGUCCAGGAGAAUUACACUGCCCUCAGCCAUCGACAUGCGAAGCUCAUCUCGGAGAUCACCAAAGCAAGGGACAACGAAUCUGGAGAGACGCCGACGCUCACAGAAGCAAUUGGAGACUCCGCGGUCGAGAGACUGAAGCGCUCAAAUUCAUUCGCAGAGGCAGUGGAGCAAGUUGUAAUUGAAUAUGAGAAGACUAUCCAAAGCUUGGAGACGUCGCUUUCGAACACCAGAUCUUCCUUGGCCACCACGGAGAGUACCUUGCUCGAGAAAGAAAACAAGUGCGCCUAUGUUGAAAGUGUGAACCAGCAACUUCAGACUCGACUGCACAAGCUGAUGGAGCGGGAUGCUAACAAUGAGCAAUACCUGCACAACCUAGAGGCUAAGCUCGACGGUCAAAGCUCCGGUGACGAAAAGUCUGCAGCACUUGUGAUGGAAUUGCGUAAAGAAAUUGCCCGGAUCCGUGAAAACGAGUCUCAAUGUGAGGAUUACAUAGCUACCUUGGAGGAGCGGCUCGCCGAGGCGGACCAAGACAUGGAGCUCAAGCAGCGUGAGUUGGAUCGACUUGAACAUGUCAUUGAACGCCAGAGGAGCCUUGGGAAGCUAGAUAACCUGCUGUACGAGUUUGAUCAUCUUCACACUAACGGUAACUCGAAUGAAAAUCAGGCUCCAAGCAAACCUCUGACCAACGGCGUGGCAAAGUCAGCCGCAAUGUUCACUCUUCAAGAAGCGGCAAACAUCGCAAUCCCAGAAUCAGACGACGAGGAGGAGACUGGGUUCUCCCUGAGGAAGCAAAGCUCGCAGCUACCAAAUGGAUUUCAGGCAACCCGGACCGUUAGCACGGCAAGAGCCAGUCCCGCUUCUCAUUUAGAUACGGAGCACCAAGGUCUUGCGCAAGCCAGGUCCAACGUCGUAGCAGACAAGCUCCAAGAUGUCACCCAAGAGCUCUUCGAUCUUCGGAUUCAGCAUGAGUCAACCGUGAGCGACUUCGAGAUGAUAUCUGCAAAGUACGAUGAAGCAUUACGUACACUCGCAGAAAUGCAAGAUGCCGUCGAUGAAGCUCGUCACCCGGCUGCAGCAGAAUCUGUCGCAUCCCCAAUAUCUACACGACCGACAUCUUUUUUAGGAGACGCGAGGGUGAAUGGGCUAAAAGAUGGGGGACAACUACCAUCCUCGCGGUCACUGUCAUCGGAAUUGUCCUUAGCUGGGGAUUCAAGCACUUCCGUGGAGCCGUCAGCGGACGGCAGUCCCCUCAGGAAGAUUACUCCUGGGGGUUGGAGCCGAAUCUCACCUCGUGAAGAGUCUUUGAUGCAAGAAGUGGACGAAUUGAAGAGGGCCCACGUUGAGAAAGAUGAAGGCUUAAAAACCUUGCACGGCAGAUACUCCGAAUUGCAAGAGCUACAUGUCGAAACGCUGGACGUCGUUGAAGAACUCAAGGCAGAAGUUCAGAAAGCAAAGAUGAACAACCCACAAUCGCCGACCUCGUCUGUGAUUAGGCGAAAAUCCAGCCAAAACGUCAUGACGAUAGACCGUGCUCACCGUUCGUUCGCAUCGCUCAGAAACAUCGCCGCUGACAACCUUGACGACAAGCCUGAUACGAUGCAGAGCUUUGAGAUCAAUCUUAAUACAGCAAUGCAUGAGCUCCAUCAACGGUCAGAACGGGUACAGCUUCUCGAAGCCGAGCUAGCAACUCUGAAAAGGGAAAUGGAUGCAAAGGCGACGAUGAUAUCUGGCCUCACACGAGAGCGCACUAGCAUGAAGACAUCGUCACCCAUCGACAUGUCCGUUGUAUCUACCUUACACGAACAGUUGUUGCAGAACGAUACUCAGAUGAGGAUGCUGCAGGAAAGACAUUCGAAUCGAGAGCAGGACUUGGUCGGCGAAAUCGAGUCACUAACGAGGUCCUUGGAACACGCCGAAUCGGCCAAAUCAGCCAUGCCAGGAUAUUUCCCCGAGACUCCAGCUACGACUAUCGAGUCGAAUGACAAGCAGCUUGGCCACAACAUGCAGCCACCGCAAGACGUCGCGAGACUGCAGGACGAGGUCUCCCAGUGGCAGCAGAAGCACAGAACAGCCGUCGACUCUAUGCAAGCUUCCGAGAAGAGGCUGAUAUCCACUAUCACCGACCUGGAAAGCACCUUGGCCAGUGUCGAGACGAUGCGUAAACAAGCUGAGGAGAAGGCUCGGGAGUCCGAAUCUAUCUCGGCUCAUGCGGCAGAUGAGAAGACUGACCAUGUCCAAAUUAUCAACACUUUGAUCAAAGAGAUUGACGGGCAAAAGGCAACCAUUGAUUCACACGUGGAUAGAAUUGCAAGACUCGAGGAACUACAAGCAACAGCUCGUGAGCAGGUUGACACGGCAGCACGCUUCAGAAGCGACAACGAAAAGGAACUUGACUCGCAUCGUCAACAUAUUUCGAUGCUCGAGCGGCAGGUCGAAGAGCAUCAGUCCACUGUUGAAUUUCACAAGCAUGGUCUGAAAUCUUUGCAUGACUCACAUUCGCGCGAAUUGGAUGGUUUGCGCUCAAACAUCGGGGAGCAUGCCGCAGUAAAAGCAGAGUUGGACCGUAAUUUCCAAGAAAUGCAGGGUGUAUAUACGGCCCAAGUUACCCGGCUCGAGACAGAAGUUAUCGACCUGAGGACUCAGCUAGAAAAGGCUAAUAGCAACCUUGCAGACGAGCUUCGGCUGUCAAAAGCAAAGUGUGAUGAGAUGGACCGACAGCGUAAUCAGCUCCAGAAAGAGAUCCAGACUCUCAAAUCUGAGAUCGCAGCAGCCGGGAAGUCGAACGAAACCAACAUCGCCGAGCUGGAAACGUUCAAAUCCAGGAACGAGAGAUUGGAAAUCAUCAACGAUGAAUUAGAAGAGCAGAUCAAAAACGCCUUCGACCAACAGCAAGCCAGUACCAGUAGGCUGUCUAUGUUGACCAACAACCAACCUCAGAUCAGCAUUCUCGAGAAGCAAUUGGAAGCCUCCCAGAUCCAAGUGGAGCAGCUACAGACACAAAUGCGGGAACUCCACCAGCAAAUGCUCGAACGCUCCCUCUCAAACUCCAACAUCCGCAAGAGUGGCUCCGUCGCCACCCUUCCGUCACCCCCACCGGCCAUCCCGCUUCCCCCACUACCCAACUCCGUCACUUCCCCCACAUCCGCCACCUUCUCCCACCACUCGCCCAGCACUCAGACCGCCGACCUAAUCUCCCAACACAAUGUCCACCUGGAAGAAAAAGACGCCCAUAUCAAACAAAUGGAAAAGCAUCUCUUUGCCGAAAAACAACUCACGGCCACCCUCGAAGAAGCCCUUGUCGAUCUCGAGUUCCAAACGAAUAAGAGCAAGCUUGACAUGGAAGCUUGGAAGAAGAAGACGUGGGCGUUGGAGGAUGAGAACAAAGACCUGAAGAAGGAGAGGAGUGGGGCGCGCUAUAGCGUCCAGGCGGUGGAGGAGGAGAGGGACAAGAGGAAGGAGGCGGAGAGGGCGAGGGAGAAGUUGGAGGAGAGAAUGAGGGCUGUGGAGGGAAAGAGGAAGAAGAAGGGAGGGGGGUUCAAUUGCUUCUAG
This is a messenger RNA of Letharia columbiana, 5073 nucleotides long. RefSeq lists its product as uncharacterized. Gene Ontology annotation, biological process: mitotic spindle organization; microtubule-based movement. The transcript is spliced from 5 exons. The record is from RefSeq and is a predicted model, not a curated record. Gene Ontology annotation, molecular function: microtubule binding; ATP binding; microtubule motor activity. Lineage: Eukaryota; Fungi; Ascomycota; Lecanoromycetes; Lecanorales; Parmeliaceae. Bases 1 to 5073 code for a protein of 1690 amino acids.